Molecule: messenger RNA, 1600 nt
Organism: Argentina anserina (silverweed cinquefoil)
Lineage: Eukaryota; Viridiplantae; Streptophyta; Magnoliopsida; Rosales; Rosaceae
Product: aluminum-activated malate transporter 9-like
Exons: 6
Coding region: 1-1587 (528 amino acids)
Biological process (GO): malate transport
Cellular component (GO): plant-type vacuole membrane
Source: RefSeq, a predicted model, not a curated record
AUGGAAAAGCCACUUUUAGUUAGCUUCAAAGGAGACGAGCAUAUAAGAGAGAGCAGCUGCAGUUUCUUGGGCCAGAAGGUAGUUAAGUUUUGGGAAGAUGUGCUUGAAUUUGCUCCCAAAGCUUUGGAAAUGGGUCGUUCUGAUCCCAGAAAAGUCAUCUUUGGUAUGAAAAUGGGACUGGCAUUGUCCAUUGUUUCUUUGCUCAUAUUCUUGAAAAAAUCAUUCCAUGAUAUCGAUAUUGGUCAGUACUCAAUCUGGGCUAUCCUCACCGUCAUUGUCAUGUUCGAGUUCAGCAUAGGAGGGACUUUCAUUAAAGGAUUUAAUCGUGGGCUAGGAACAUUGAUUGCUGGAAUCCUAGCUUUCUGUUUUGCUGAGCUAUCUCUUCUGGCUGGAAAAUUGGAGGAAGUUGUAAUUGUCAUAAGCAUUUUUAUAGUUGGAUUUUUCGCGUCUUACUUGAGGCUGUAUCCAACAAUGAAACCCUACGAAUAUGGAUUUCGAGUUUUUAUGUUGACAUAUUGCAUUCUUAUGGUUGCUGGGAAUAGAACGAGAGCAUAUAACGAGGCUGUUACAGCUCGUUUAGUGCUUAUUGCAGUGGGCGCUGCUGUGUGUUUGUUUGUUAACAUCUGCAUAUGCCCAAUAUGGUCAGGAGAGGAUCUGCAUAACUUGGUGGUCAAAAAUUUUAAGGAAGUUGCUGCUUCAUUAGAAGGAUGUGUUAAUGGCUACCUGAAAUCCGUUGAUUAUGAGAGGACUUCAUUGAAAAUUCUCGCAUACCAAGCUUCAGAUGAUCCAAUGUACAAGGGCUAUAAAUCAGUGAUGGAAUCUAAAAGCCAGGAAGAUACUCUGUUGGGAUUUGCAAUCUGGGAACCACCUCAUGGCCGCUAUAGAAUGCUGAAUUAUCCUUGGAAAAACUAUGUCAAAGUGAGCAGUGCCUUGAGGCAUUGUGCAUUCAUGGUCAUGGCACUCCAUGGAUGCCUUCUUUCUGAAAUACAGGCCCCAGCUAAAAAGAGACUGGUUUUUCAAACGGAGCUCCGACGAGUCGGAGCAGAAGGUGAAAAAGUUUUGAGAGAGCUUAGCAAAAAGAUUGAGAAGAUGGAGAAGUUAGGCCCCGGAGAUUUACUGAAAGAUGUUCAUGACGCAGCAGAAAAGUUGCAGAAGAGCAUAGACCAAAGAUCAUACAUACUGGUCAAUUCAGAGAGUUGGGAAAUCGGAAGACGACCUAGAGAACAAGAUGUUGAAAAUGUUUCGGACUCAAUGAAUAUGGGAUGUAAGUCUUUGAGUGAAACUGUGCUUGACCUGAGGUCAGUUUCUGUAGCAUGCACACCUGCAACACAAGGUGCAUCCCCAGAAUGCGUGUUUAGGGACCAACCAUCUUGGCCAUUUGAAGUGGGCAAGGAAGAGAACUGCAGAACAUAUGAAAGUGCAAGCGCCUUGUCCUUGGCCACAUUUGCUUCGCUUCUGAUUGAAUUCGUUGCCAGACUUCAAAAUGUGGUUGAUUGUUUUGAAGAACUUGGUGAGAAGGCAAAGUUUGGGGAGUCAAUCCUUAACACACCGCCUACUACCGAGAAAUCAUGGACCAGUUCCAUUUGAUAUGGUAGUUUUG